This is a messenger RNA of Nicotiana attenuata, 351 nucleotides long. Its product is annotated as pre-mRNA polyadenylation factor FIP1-like. The transcript has a single exon. Lineage: Eukaryota; Viridiplantae; Streptophyta; Magnoliopsida; Solanales; Solanaceae. Bases 1 to 351 code for a protein of 116 amino acids. The record is from RefSeq and is a predicted model, not a curated record.
AUGGCUUCCUCCAUCAACUACUCAAUCCUUUUCUUGAUCAUAGCAUUAUUGUCCUUAUCAAGAAUCACUACAACACAUGCUGCUCGCGGCCUACUUCAACUUCCGAACUUGCCUACGAUCCCGUCAUUGCCUCAGCCAACAAUGCCACAGUUACCUACAAUUCCAAAUUUGCCAACUGCAGCUACAUUGCCACCAUUGCCAAGUGUACCAUCUUUGCCUACUUUGCCGGCUGUUCCGAAGAUGAGUCUGCCACCAAUGCCUGCUAUUAAUCCUAUUCCAAACAUGCCUUCACUUCCAACCAUUCCCAAUAUUCCCAAUAUGCCUAAACUUUCACCUCCUCCAUCCAAUUAA